GCUCUCACUCUUUCGAACUUCAAGGAUAACCAGACGCAUAUAGUUCCAGAUGUAGCGAGAAGCACUGCACAGGUUGUCGAGGACCAGUUUCUGAAUCUACCAGUAGAUGUCAACCGAUACCGAGGUUAAACUAUUGGCUAAAGCCGUGAGCGACUCGGAUAGGGAAUCCAAAAUCUCGCUUCCGGGUAGCGAUAGCAGUGAUCACGACGAACCCAUUGACAUGCGCCACAAUGACCUUUGGUUUUCAGAUGGUUCAGUCGUUCUUCGCGCAGAACAGACGCUCUUCCGGGUACACAUGUCACAGUUGUCUCGUCAUUCGCUGCUUUUUCGCGACAUGUUCACCCUCCCUCAACCAUCUACUGCAUCCGAACCUUCCCCAUCAGCAAUUCAUUCGCCGCAGACUGAUCUCGGUUACAUCGAAGGAUGUCCUGUAAUACACCUUCACGAUAAGGCUGAGGACUUGGCCAAUCUCUUGAUCGCAUUGUAUGAUGGACCUACCUUUGGAAAUAAUGACCGAAGCGACUUUCGAGUGGUGUCCGGGAUUUUGCGUUUAUCUGCCAAGUAUAUUAUAGACUCCCUUCGUGCCAAAGCACUUGCUCAUCUCAGCGAAGCUUGGCCGUCUACAUUGAAAGCCUGGGAUUUGCGGGAAGACUUAGCCCGUGUCUAUGAGCUUGAAACUGGCACUCCUCGAGGAUUCCGCUACCCAUCUCCAAUCGUUGUCAUCAAUCUCGCGCGAGAAAUCGAUGCUCUAUCCUUGUUGCCCUCUGCCUUUUAUGAUCUCUCGCGUUACAGCUACACUCAAAUAUUCGAACCAAGGGAAGAAAGUCCUCUCUGUGACGACUUAUCAACGCCUCAUGAUUCGAGGUGCCAUCUGUCACUAUUAGACAUACAAAAGCUUGGAAUGGGUAAGGAGGCUUCCUCACACGCAAUCACUUCCCUCAUUCAGUCGAUGACCUCACCCGCACACCCACAUCCACAUCAUCCGACUUCGAAUACUCACCGAAGAAACCUAUCAGCCUCUGGUGGUCGUAACAGAACGAAUGCCAUUUGCACAACGGCUUCAGCUUGUCGUAGCGAUUUCUUGGAACUUGCUCAACUUGCGACACAGCAUUAUAUCUUCGAUCGAGAAAAAGGCUGUGCUGAUCCUUUGUAUGUUGCAGAGGAGUUGGGUCAGUUGAAGAGUGCAGAGACAACGGACGGCGAAGACUGUGUAGCAUGUGCACGGAGUCUAGAGGCCUGGGCGGUUAGGGAAAGAGAGCGGCUUUGGAAAACGAUACCGACAUGGUUUCGUUUGGAUUCGUCUUGAGCCAUCGCUUUGUCUGAUUCGAGCUAGUCUCUUCCAAGUACCUUUAGUGCUGGUGUGCACUAGUAUGACGUCGAUGGUAGAAUAUGGCGGGGCAACUUGAUAAGGUUAGAUCAAGAAUGGCUCUGACCCCUGUCUUCCUUGGCGACCGGUCUGCCUUCAGCUGCAACUCCGACCUCUCUAAACGAAGUCGGAUCUUCGUCGGUGUGCGGACCAUCACGCAUCCGACUCUGUCGGAGUCAUCACAAGUACACGCCCGAAACACAUUAAAUACAGGUGCAUCUCACAGUU
Somion occarium is the source of this 1594-nucleotide messenger RNA. Lineage: Eukaryota; Fungi; Basidiomycota; Agaricomycetes; Polyporales; Cerrenaceae. The record is from the annotation of a GenBank genome assembly.